UUGUGUGUUGUGUAUGUGCACUCUCUCUGUGUAUCGCGCGGGCGCGCGCACACGAGUGAGAUCGCUGCAGUCAUGGAGGAGUUGAGCGCGGUGGGUGAACAGGUCUUUGAUGCUGAAUGUAUCCUCAACAAACGCGUGAGGAAGGGCAAACUGGAGUAUCUGGUGAAGUGGAGGGGAUGGUCGUCCAAGCAUAACAGCUGGGAACCUCAGGAAAACCUUCUUGACCCGCGACUAUUGGCUGCUUUUAACAAGAGGGAGCAGGAGAAAGAACUCUUGAUGCUUAACAGAGGGAAAAGGCCUCGAGGACGACCUAGAAAAAAUUUGGAAACCAUUCCAGCUGUGUCAAAAUCCAGCAGUUCGUCAUCAUCUUCCGCAUCGUCCUCGGAUUCAUCUUCCUCAUCCUCAUCUUCCUCCUCUUCUUCUUCUGAUGACGAUGAUGAAGAUGACAUCGACAGGAACCCUGAGCCCAGUCCUCGGCCACGAGAACUUCACCCAGUCCCUCAGAAGAAAGCCCAAAUCGUGGUGGCCAAGCCAGAACCUCCUAAGAAGCGAGGCAGGAAGGCUUUACCUCCAGAACUGAAGGCAAUGCGACAAGCCAAAGGUCCACGGAAAAUGUUCAAGCCCCUCCCGAAAGACUCAGACCUCCGGGGCAGCAUUAAGAAACCACUCAUGCCCGCCAGCUUCACCUUCACCGGAUUAAACAGAAUCUCUGGCAGGGAACCAAUCACAUCACAGAACAGAGGAUCCUUUACCCACAAGAGUUCUGUGGGACGCCCUGUCGGAUCCGUGUCUUCGCCACUAAGUCGGCCAACGCAAGGCAAAGUCGCUUCUGAUUUUAAACUCACAGUAUCGGAUAUGAACACCGGAGGGACUGAUCCAAAGACAACCUCAUGCAAGUCUCCAGGAGUGGCUGCGUUAAAUCUAAACAACUCAAUAAUCAGUAGCAACGGACCAGCUUGUCCACAGGCAGAGCCUACAUCUCCUAACGUACCAAAAAAACAAGAAGGUCCUCAGACUCUUCAGCGAGCAGCUCUCCCGAAAUCACCAAGUUCCUUUUCACCCCUAAAAACUCCCUCCAGCCUCCAGGCGCUCAACCUGCAGAGCGUCAACAAAUCUGCACAGGGUAACGGCACAGGCGAAAGUACCCAUCUGAAAAGCCCUGCCAACCCAGCCAGAAAGAGUACGGGAUUUAACACGAGUCCUGCUCCGAACACAUCUACUAAGUACUCAGCCAACCAGCCGAUCCUGAAGAGUCCACAACGAGCCAGAUCCAAAUCAGAGGAGUCCAGGGAUUUCACAGAGAGAUUCGGAAAGAAAAGUCAAAGCAGAGAGGAGAAGAUUGCGAUACAGACACCGCCAACAGACGUCCGAGAAUCCCAAAUGAUUCAAGACAGAUCUUCAUCUAAAGACGUCGGGAAACAAGUCAAGACCUUGAGCGAACUGAGUACCGGAGAGGAAGGCAGCAGCUCGGAUUCGGACCAAGAUUCCUCGUUACCCAGCAUUAAACAAGAUUUGUCGGUGCAGACGGGUCAGGACUGGAGGCCGACACGGAGUCUGAUCGAGCACGUGUUUGUCACGGAUGUUACCGCAAACCUCGUGACGGUAACGGUGAAGGAGUCGCCCACCAGCGUCGGGUUCUUCAGCAUCCGUAAUUACUGAACGCCAACUGGAAAUUUUGCUACUCUGGGAAAAUCCGAUGAGUCAGGAGAAAGAGACUGAUGUUUAGAGGAGGUUUGAAGGAAUCAAAGCAGCUUUUUAGUUCUGCUUCAUCUUCAAUGGAUUUUACUCUCACGUGUUUUUACUCAAAGCUAAACUUUCUUAGUUGAAGACCGAUGGGUCAUAAUCAUUCUGAGAGGAGGUGUAUAAUCACCUGGUGCUUAUAGUAAAAGACAAACCGUCUCUUAAGAAGUCAAUUAACAAGAGACUGUUUAUCUUCUUGUUGUUUUUACUGCUGGGAUUAUUUCUAGUUCUCUUAAAGUUGAUUCUGAGUAUGUUACACAAGUGUAUUUAAUAUGGUAUAACGCCAAAUCUCAGAUCGUUUUUAAAGGUGCCUGUUUUCAGUGCUGUCCUCUUUUUGCCUGAUAACAAAUUUAAUGAAUGUAGCCGUCGUUUUGAUACUACACAACGAUUUUCUGUUUAUUUAUUGUUUCUUACUGUUUUUGUUUCGUUUUAGGUCAUAUGCCGAAAAACACAGUAAAGGUUCAU
Messenger RNA from Paramisgurnus dabryanus, 2205 nucleotides. RefSeq names its product chromobox homolog 2 (Drosophila Pc class) (gene cbx2). Lineage: Eukaryota; Metazoa; Chordata; Actinopteri; Cypriniformes; Cobitidae. Gene Ontology annotation, biological process: negative regulation of transcription by RNA polymerase II. Gene Ontology annotation, cellular component: PRC1 complex; heterochromatin. The record is from RefSeq and is a predicted model, not a curated record.